UUCGUUUCAUUCCGGAAGGAAAUUAUCUGCACUUCGACAGAAAAAAGUUGGUUGUGUGGAUUGAGUACAUAAAUUGUGUAGAAUAGCGAACCAUAAAAUGUGUUUAUGUUGUUCCUUAAAAGAAUAAGAAUUAUAAUUGCACGUUUUCUGCUUCAUAUAUAGCUAGCUUAUUAUAAUGAUGGAUGUACGGUAUGCUGGUAGUAACCUCUACUCUGUUUUAGCAUACCCCCUCUCGGGCUAACGUAGUUAGACAGCAUUUCAUGAGUAGAUAGAAGCUGAUUGAGUUCAUAGUUUCCAUGAACUAUAACGUUAGCGAAAUAGCUAUACAUACAUUAACAACAGCGCAAUUGACCAGUGAUAGAAAUGUUUUCAAGUGAACAGACUCAAGAUGACUGUGAGUCCGUAUAUAUUCGCGAAAACGGUGUACUUCGUCGCGUAAAUGAACCUAAACGUGCGGAGGAAGUCUCGCAGUACAGAAAUGCAAAGCCUUGUCGACUGUUCGGUAGAGGAUUUUCUGUGGAACUGUGUAUCGAGAAUCAAGCUCAAGCCAGCACCCACACAAAGAGAAAAGAGCACUUCGUCUUCACGUACAACGAAGGCGGAAGCCUUCGUUAUUCGGUCAAGUCUCUUUUUGACAUUUCCUUAUUAUUUAUAGCUGAAAACGUUCACUACGUUGAUUCGCUAAUUGGUUUCCCUGAACAAAUGGCAGAACGACUGUUUAGAGCUGCGGAGGCAAAACAAAAAUUUUCAGACCCAGUGUAUGGACCCAGGGCUUUGCAGGUAUUUAGUGAAGCCUACGGUGACCUUGUGUUGAAGUCACUGUGUUUAAGGAACAGGCAUAUCCUUGUAUCAGAAAAGCUGGAGGGGAUUAAAGUGUUUCAUAGCCUACAGUGUCUAGACCUUUUUGGUUGUAAACUCGGAGACAACCAUGAGAUUCUGCAACAUCUAACUUCUGAUGCUUUGUCCAGUCUUAUCCACUUGUCCCUGGGGGAUAACCACCUGUCCAACAGAGGCCUUCAGAAGCUGACAGCUCCAGCUCGCGUGAUGAAGAGAGGGCUUGGCAAACUUCAGCUGUUAGACUUGUCCUGGAAUGCCAUCAGCGAGCAGACAGUUGGAUAUCUUUCAUGCUUUCCAAAUCUGCAAGAGCUGGAUAUCUCAGAAACCAAUAUGGAGCUCACCGCUUCACUGCGCCAGACCCUGCAGAAUAAGCUGGGCUUCGUCUAUUCUGAGGCUCCGCUCCAGGGCUUCAGCCAUUCACACUGUAAAACACAGGGCUGGGCUGAACAGAUUGUCAACCAGUGGGAAAUUCACAUUUUGGAAUCAUCCAAGCCAAAGAGAGAUGCCCAGCCAAGAACAGAAGCACUUCGGUUUUAUGGUAGACACAGGUUUAUCCAAGAAACACUGAAAGCGCCCCCACAGGCGUUUGACAAAGGGUACACCAAGAGGAUUCAGUUUUACAAACCAACUCCAAACAGCCAAAUGCAGCCAACAGGAAGUACGAGCGAGCUAACGAAGACACCGUCUCAGAGCAAAAGGAAGAGAGCGCCGGACUCUGCAGUGGAGGGCAGCGGUGAUUCGGCCCCCCCUGAAAAGCGUGCUUCUUCCUCUUCUCUUAGCGUGGAGGACUGGGCCCUGCUGAACAGCUACUGAGGACAGUGCCCAGCCUGCACUGAGGCUGUAGCUGCUGCUUUGAAUUGGCAUCAACUUGAAUAUUUUACUGUGAUAAUGAUGCACUGUUAACCUGCUGUGAUCCAAGAACUUUAUAUGCUUUUUU
Messenger RNA from Anguilla rostrata (American eel), 1774 nucleotides. RefSeq names its product leucine rich repeat containing 42 (gene lrrc42). The transcript is spliced from 7 exons. The record is from RefSeq and is a predicted model, not a curated record. The coding region runs from base 364 to 1650 and encodes 428 amino acids. Gene Ontology annotation, molecular function: protein binding. NCBI's taxonomy places the organism in Eukaryota, Metazoa, Chordata, Actinopteri, Anguilliformes, Anguillidae.